AUGGCGAGGGUACGGCGAAGGAAUCCAGCUGUGACCAGAGCCAAAAGACAGCCGUGCCAACCAGCACCAUCCAGCUCGGUCCAAGGUUCUCCUGGAACAAGCGGCGAGAAUAGGAGGCAAGGCUCCGCCGCAUCGAAAGCAGACAAAAGGUUCCCUGACGAGGUCAAUGUCUCCCAACCAGACACAGAGGGCCAGCUUACGGCCACGAGGUCCUUGCAGUGUGGCGUGUGCGAGAAAGUUUUCAAACGCAAGUCGCAGUUGCGAACACACUUGUAUGUUCACGUACGCGAAAAACGGCACGCCUGUGGCGUGUGCGGCAAGGCAUUCUCGCAGAAAGGGAGCCUUGUGGUCCACAGUCGCUCGCACACGGGCGAGAGACCCUUCGAGUGUUCGUCCUGCCCGGCCACGUUCACCAGAAGCAGCAUUUUGAAAAGCCACAUGUUGACCCACACCGGCGAACGACCGCAUGAGUGCAGCGAGUGCGGACGGAGAUUCGCCUUGAAGACAACCCUCGCGUACCACGCGCUGACUCAUUCGGGGAAGAAGACGGUCGCCUGCCACGUGUGCGGCCGAAAAGUUUUCCGCAGCGACGCACUCCGGAGGCACGCCCGCACGCACACUGGCGAGAAGCCGUACACCUGCCACCUGUGCCCCGCUACGUUCGCGCUCUUGAGUACGCUGAAAGGGCACGUUCUGACCCACACCGGUGAACGACCUCAUGGGUGCGAUGUAUGCGGGAAGAGAUUCGCCCUAAGAGGGAACGUUUCGCGUCAUAAGCGCAUCCACUCGGCCAGUAGCUAAGCAUGGCUGUAGCAUUUGUAGCAUGAAUAGGUCUAACUUCCGCUACGACUGCAGCGCAAACUGCAGAACAAUCAAAGCGUUUGUAUUCUUGUGUUAAUACCGUCCACUCACAGCAAGUCACACACAAUAUCACACAUAGGAAGUCGGCUGCAAUACAUACUCUUCAGUGCGCAUAUUGCCACCAGCCAGGCAGCUGGAAGAGGC
Molecule: messenger RNA, 1005 nt
Organism: Rhipicephalus sanguineus (brown dog tick)
Lineage: Eukaryota; Metazoa; Arthropoda; Arachnida; Ixodida; Ixodidae
Product: zinc finger protein 239-like
Exons: 3
Coding region: 1-801 (266 amino acids)
Biological process (GO): regulation of transcription by RNA polymerase II
Molecular function (GO): DNA-binding transcription factor activity; RNA polymerase II cis-regulatory region sequence-specific DNA binding
Source: RefSeq, a predicted model, not a curated record